Molecule: messenger RNA, 1084 nt
Organism: Bactrocera dorsalis (oriental fruit fly)
Lineage: Eukaryota; Metazoa; Arthropoda; Insecta; Diptera; Tephritidae
Product: HIG1 domain family member 1A, mitochondrial
Exons: 3
Coding region: 161-463 (100 amino acids)
Biological process (GO): mitochondrial respirasome assembly
Cellular component (GO): mitochondrion
Source: RefSeq, a predicted model, not a curated record
UCAACCAAUUGUUAAUCGACCGUCGUCACGAGCAGUAAUCGUUGGAAUUAGUGGAAAAGUUUUAAACAUCUGAAAGUGCAAAAGUGUGCAAAAAAGAAAAAUCUUACUAAACGGAAACGCUUGUUGCUUUUUCUAACGCCACAAAUAUUAAACAGUGAAAAUGAGUUCUAAAUCGUAUUUUGAGGAUUCGCGCGACGAAAGCCAAGGUGGAAAGCUGUCCAGAAAAAUAAAGGAUUCGCCAUUCAUGAUUAUUGGUUUGGCUGGCUUCGUAGCGGCUGGCAUUAUUGGUGCUUAUAAAUAUAAGAACCGUGGCACAAUGAGCACCAGUGUUUUCCUAAUGCAACUUCGUGUUGCGGCGCAGGGAACCGUUGUCGGGGCGCUGACGUUGGGUCUCGGCUAUAGCAUGGCCAACGAAUAUAUAUUUAACAAAACACCCAAAGAAAAUACAAAACAGUCUCAAUAAAAAUAAGCCACCUCUGUUUACAUAUAUGUACAAAUAUUCACAAUAACAAGCGAAAUGUGUGCAUCAAGGAUUUGCUGCAAAUUCUGACCAAACUGAAAUCCUCGUUAAGAGCUGGGACUCUCAUACUAUAACAGUUACAUAACAUAUAUACUAAAUAUUUUCAUACAUAAUUUUUAGCUAAAGAUACGUACGAUAUAUGAUAAUUUCUCCAGGUUAAGCAUAAAAAAUAAUGAUGGAUAUGAUAAAAUCACUUUACUUAGGAAUAAUGGCAUUAUAUUGCCUGUGAUAUGCAAGCUAAUGAAUACAAAAGUUUACUGAACAGAGAUGCUAAUUAGCUAAUAUUGUAGUUUUGUAAUGUUGGAAUGAACUAUUUAUAAAAAAAAUACAACAAACAUUUUUCGUUAAACGAUGUAAUAAAUAAACAAACGCUUAUUUUUAUGUAUGAUUAUUUAAGUUAAAUUUAAUAAAAUAUCAAAAAAUAAAAGAUGUAAUAAUUGAUAAUUAAAGAGUUUUCAUCAAAUCACAUAUGUAAAUAAGUAGACGCCCAAUGGGCAGAAUGUGUGAUUUUGUUCAAUAAAGGUUUCAAAUUGCUCCGCUACAACAACAACGUUAAAAACGCAA